UAAAUAUAGGCUUAGUAUGAUCACAUACGUAUCACUUCUGAUUCAUAUGUAGUCUUUGAAACGCCAAAAACCAAACUCUAAUAAUUGAACUUAACGCUAAUAAUAUAACCUCCCGGUAAGCGUUGGAUUCGAUCACGUGUCCGAAGUAAAUGCGAAUGAUUGGUGAAAUAAUUACACCUGGUAAUUUGCUGCAGGAGCGCAUUACAACCGUUCCACUGCUGAGCAGAAAUGCCGAGCUGAGUUUAAAGUUUGACGGAUUUUGUUUAUGUAGCCUAUAACGUUAGUCUAAUAGAGCAUUUCAUCGUAUUCAACAUGGGGAGUCAGGGCUAUAGGUAUUCAUCUUCAGGGUCUGGUUGCAAUCAGUCCCCUGGUGGCUUCACCACACCUCUAAAACAAAGGUCCAGGCCAGACGUACUCUGUGUGGUGCCAUGCACAGUCUCCCACCUCCACUCUGCCUCUGAAACCCACAAUGGUUUUACAGUUGGAGAGACUGAGCUCACCAUGGUGUCUCUAGUGGGGAUUGUGAAGAGAGUUACGUCAUCGAUGUCAUCUCUGCUGUUCUUGUUGGAUGACAUGACAGGACCACCCAUAGAUGCCCGAUUUUGGCAUGACUCUGAGGAAGAUGGUGUGAAGAAUUCUGUCAUCCCCCCAGGCACAUAUGUCAAGGUCAUUGGCAGGCUCCGUUCCUUUGAGAACCAUAGGUCAGUGAUUGGCCUUAAACUCCGUAGACUGCAGGACCUGAAUGAGAUCACCUCCCAUAUCCUAGAGGUGGUCCAGGCCCACAUGCGCAAUAGACGAGCUCCACUAAACAAGGUGAAUGAAACAACACCGAGUUCUAACAGGAGUGAACUGCACCCAAGUGUUAAGAAGGUGGAAGGUGUUUCCUUGGAUCCAGACUCGGGUUUCAGCCCCAUUCAGAACGAGGUCUUUAACCUGGUAAAGGGCUGUUCAGACCAUCAAGGACUGAGCCUCUUGGCUCUGAGAAACCGUGUAAAGCCUCAGUAUGCGUCCCAUGUCAAGCAAUGUUUGCAGUUUCUCAAAGAUGAAGGCCACAUUUAUACCACCGUUGAUGAUAAUCACUUCAAGACAACUUAUGAUUGAUGUGCUGUCACCAGUCGUAUUGGAGUUGCCAUGGCUUAGCCGAAGAUUGUAUAGUAUAGAGUGUUGUGAUUAAAGUUGGGUCAGGUAGAAGCUAUGUACAUGAUUUGACUCUGAAAAGCUCAUCAACUAAAGGACUUUAUUUGUGCAGCAUAUUCCUUAGAGGAAUAGGAUUUAAUUUAUAUUUUCAACAUGUUCAGAAUUCUGUAGAAUUCACUUUGAAAAAAGGAAAGUAAGGUCUUUGUUGGUAUUUUGUUUUUGGAUACUUUUGGAACUUUAUGGACCCUAAAAUAAAAGAGUAUAUCCAA
Clupea harengus (Atlantic herring) is the source of this 1406-nucleotide messenger RNA. RefSeq names its product replication protein A 32 kDa subunit-like. The record is from RefSeq and is a predicted model, not a curated record. Gene Ontology annotation, molecular function: single-stranded DNA binding. Gene Ontology annotation, biological process: DNA replication; double-strand break repair via homologous recombination; nucleotide-excision repair. Gene Ontology annotation, cellular component: site of double-strand break; chromosome, telomeric region; nucleus. NCBI's taxonomy places the organism in Eukaryota, Metazoa, Chordata, Actinopteri, Clupeiformes, Clupeidae.